Molecule: messenger RNA, 3766 nt
Organism: Psylliodes chrysocephalus
Lineage: Eukaryota; Metazoa; Arthropoda; Insecta; Coleoptera; Chrysomelidae
Source: the annotation of a GenBank genome assembly
UGAUGACAUUGACAGUAUUUUGAAAAGCCUGGUAACGGUUGUUUUAUUCGCGUUUUAUUAAAAUAUUAAACUGGCGAAAUUUAAGUUUCAAAUAAUUUUUGUUAUAUCAAUUAUUACUUUUAGGUUUCAUUGAAACCGUUUCAAAGAUGUAUAUAAAAUCCAUUGUACUAGAUGGAUUCAAAUCGUACGGACAACGAACAGAAAUACACGGGUUUGAUGAGCAAUUUAACGCGAUAACAGGAUUGAAUGGCAGUGGGAAAUCUAAUAUCUUAGAUUCCAUUUGUUUUGUUUUAGGAAUAUCGAACCUCACUCAUGUUAGAGCUGCUAGUCUUCAAGAUUUGAUUUAUAAAAGUGGACAGGCCGGUGUUAAUAGAGCAACCGUAUCUAUUAUUUUUGAUAAUAGUAAUUCAGCACAAUGUCCUCCCGGAUUUGAACAAUAUAAAGAAAUCAUAAUUACCAGACAAAUAGUAAUGGGUGGCAAAAAUAAAUACUUAAUAAAUGGUACCAAUGUUCCAAAUAAAAAGAUACAAGACUUGUUUUGCUCAGUGCAGUUGAAUGUUAAUAAUCCACAUUUCUUGAUUAUGCAGGGAAAGAUUACCAAAGUAUUAAAUAUGAAGCCUCCAGAAAUUUUAGCUAUGGUAGAAGAAGCUGCUGGAACAAGAAUGUAUGAAGUAAAGAGACAACAUGCACAAAAGUUAAUAGAAAAAAAAGAUGCAAAACUACUGGAAUUAAGAGCUAUUUUCAAUGAAGAAAUAGCUCCUAAACUGAAAAAACUUAGACAAGAUCGUGAACUGUACCUUGAAUAUCAACAAGUAGACAGAGAAUUGGAAAAGAUGUUACAAUUAUAUCAAUGCUGGCAGUAUUAUCAAACUAAACAUGCUGUUUUAAAUGCAAAAAAAAAUUUAGAGAUUGCUCAAAAAGAAAUAGAAGGUUUUGAAAAUGAAAUUGAACAAAAUAUAGGAAAAACAAAGAAGUUAGAUGAAGAUAUCAAAAAAAUAACCAGUAAUGCAAAUACAGAAAUAACAGCACAAUUGCAUGAAUUGGAAGCCAAACUCAAAGCGAAAGAAAAAAAUGAAGCAAAAUCGAAUGCCUCUGUAAAAUCAAUUAAAGAAAAUAUAAAUUUGGAAGAAAAAAAGCUUGAUCAGCUAAAAAGGAAUGUGCAAGAUGAUGGAAAAGCAUUGACAAUUAAAGAACAAGAGUUAGAAAAAGUUCAGUCGUUAUUUGACACAUUAAAGAACAAUGAUCAGAAGGACAAUGAAGCUUUUAUUUUGUCACAAAAAAAAUUCGAAGCCGUUAGCGCUGGUAUGGAAGUAAACGAUGAAGGAGAAGCUCAAACACUUCAAGAGCAAUUUAUGCAGGCCAAAGAGGAAGCCUUGAGGGCUGUCACUGAAAGCAAACAAGCGUCUAUGCAACUAACAUCGUGUCAAAGCCAAUUGGCCCAAAAACAGAAAGAAACCGGCUCAAAUUCUGCUGAUUAUGAAAGAGACAGGGUAGCUUUAGAUAAAAAAGAAAAGGAAGUUAAGGAUUUAGAGACUAAUAUCGGCAAACUAAACUAUUCUGAAGAACGAAUGGGCGACUUACAAGCGCAAAGAAGAGCUUUGACCCAAGAAAUUCGUGUGCUUAGAGAAAAAAUUGACAAUUUUUAUAUGCAUAGACCUCAAACUAAAUUUUCCUAUUCUAAUCCAGAAUCAAAUUUUAAUAAGAGAUCGGUCAAAGGAGUGGUUUGUAAGCUAAUAAAGUGCCAGGAUACCAGUACUUGCAUGGCUUUGGAGAUAGCGGCAGGAGGAAAGCUUUUUAAUGUCAUAGUUGACACUGAGGCAACAGGAAAAAAACUAUUGAAAAAUGGAAACCUUCAACGUAGAAUCACGUUUAUUCCAUUAAACAAAAUCCAGGCUGGUAAAAUUGAUGAUACCACUGUUGAGUUUGCCCAAAGAUUGGUUAGUGCUGAAAAUUGCAAGGCAGCCUUAUCGCUGAUACAAUACGACAGGGAACUACAAAGCGCCAUGGAAUUCGUCUUCGGUAACGUUUUUAUUUGCAAGGAUUUAAAUGUGGCCCAAAAAAUAUCGUUUAAUGACAGAAUCAGAAAGAGAUGCGUUACUUUGGACGGAGAUGUCACCGAUCCCUCUGGUACACUCAGUGGUGGUGCUCCUGUUAAAGGUGGCAGCAUGUUUGUCCAACUUUGGGAAACUCAGAAAAAUGAGGAAUUAUUGGCCACUAAAGAAAGAGAACUAGCACAAAUCAAUGGAGAAAUUAAUCAACUGAGUGGCAUACAAGAAAAUUACAAUACAGUAAAACGACAGUUAGACCUAACUCGACACGAACUUAAUUUAAUAAAACAAAGAUUACAACAAAGUACACAUCACAGGCAACAGGAAGAAGUUAAUAAUUUGAAAAUCCAAAUUGACGAGCUUAAGAAAAAGGCGAAGACUUGCAAAGAAGUAGAGAUUAAAAGUAACCAAAGAGCCACAGAACUUGAGGAAAAAAUGAAAGACGCGAAAGGCUAUAGGGAAAAGCAGUUGAAAGAAGCAGAACAGGAACUGAAAAAAAUGAAACAAAAAUCGGAAAAAAGUAGAAAAGAAUGGAAACAGAGAGAACAAGACUACGAAACUUUAAAUUUGGAAAUUUCUGAGUUGAAGAAGGGAUUGGAAACUUCAAAUGCUCAAAUUGAAAUUUGCGAGAAAGCUAUUGUUGACUUAAAGGAACAAUUACAGGACAUAUCUGGCAGUGCUGAAGAAAUAAAGGAAGCUGUUAAGAAUUUGCAAGCCGAAGUAAAAAGAACCAAAAGUAUCAUCACUGAAAACAACAGAGAUAUUCAAAAGAAAAAUAAGGAAAAGGAAAAUUUGUUGGCCAAAAAUAAUGAUUUAGAACUGAAAAUUAAAGAACACAGUCAUGAAGUUAAUAAGUUGGAAGAAAAUUGCAAAAACGCUAAAAAUAGGGAACAAGAGCUUUCAAGAAAAUUUAAAGGUAAUAAUCCUAAUUCACAAAAGGCAGAAGAAAUGUCGCAUAAAGAUGGUCUAGAAUUAGAAAGUAGGAUUAAGAAUUAUCAAGAAAAGAAGCAUAAACUCAGUAGGACGGUAAACGCAAAAGCACAAAGUAUGUUUGAGCAAGAAGAAAAACAGUACAAUGAAUGCCGUAAAAAAGAAAAAAUCGUCGAACAAGAUAAGAAAAAAAUUAUAGACACAAUCGUAGAUAUGGACAAGCAAAAAGAAAACUCGUUGAAAUUAGCGUAUCAACAAGUUUCUAAAGAUUUUGGAUCAAUUUUCGGCACUCUCUUACCUGGCGCGAAUGCCAAACUGUUAGCUCCGCCUGGAAAAACAAUUUUACAAGGAUUGGAGGUAAAAGUGUCACUGGAUGGUGUUUGGAAGGAAAGUCUAACUGAACUUAGCGGUGGACAGAGAUCGCUGGCAGCAUUGUCUCUAAUUCUCGCGAUGUUGUUAUUUAAACCUGCUCCUCUUUAUAUUUUAGACGAAGUGGAUGCCGCAUUGGAUUUAUCUCACACCCAAAAUAUAGGACAUAUGUUGAAAUCGCAUUUCAAGAAGAGUCAAUUCAUUAUCGUGUCUCUGAAGGAUGGAAUGUUCAAUAACGCCAACGUCCUAUUUCGCACAAAGUUUGUGGAUGGUGUUUCCAUGAUAACAAGGACAGUAAAUAAGAAUAAGUAGAAUUAACCGAUCUUAAUAAUCGAAAUAUUUUUAUCAUAUUUUUUUUAAGGUAGUUUUAAUUCUUAUUAGGUUUAAAAUAAUAUUAAAUUUCUAAUUUUAAAACUUAA